UCUCAUAGAGAAAAAGUUCACUUGGUCUUCAUCAGUUUUCAUCUUCAAUGUUAUCAUCCUAUUAUCUUUCAAUUGUCUUCCAAUUAUAAUCAUCAUCACCAUCGAAUCGUUAACAGUGUAACAAUUACAAUCAAUUAAAAAACAAUUAAAACAUUUCAAUCAGUUAAUAGCCAAUAAAGUUUGUCCGUUUCUUUGUUUAUCCAAUUUAAUAUUUCAAGUGAUUCCAAUUUUCGGCCACAAUUAACUUUUAAUUGUUUGUGUAUUUUAAUUAAGUUUCAAUGGUUCAAUCAUAUGAAUCAGAGCAAAAAAUCUUAAUAAUUAAACUGUAGAAUUUGAACAAUUAAACUAAUCAUAGUUUCUAAUCACCUAAAAAUACAUAUUUCAUUUAAUCGAAAGUUUCGAAAACAAUUAACUAAAUCCUACAAUUGUCCAAAUGGAUUUAACUUCAUUAAACACAAUUAACGGAAGUGAUUCAAUCGGUUUGAAUUUCCAUGAUCUUGAACCUCCAGCAGACGAUUGUGUCCAUCGACCUUGUGGCCCUGAGGCGGGUUGUUUAAGUACAAGUUUCGGUCACCAAUGUAUUUGUACCCACGAUCUCAGACCCGAAGACCCAAUUCUCGGCUGUGAUCGAGUCAAACAUGAUCUUGGAUCGAAAACUGUGAUUGAUUCUGAACAUUCAUUGCCUACUCUUCAAAUCACACCAAUUGAUCGUAAUCAUGAGCCAACGAUUAUCAAUGGUAAUACUCAUCCACAAACCGAGCCAUUUUGGAAAAACGAUCAGGAACCUUCAAAUUUAACACAUUCAAAGCAAAUGAAUUCACCCAAUAAAUUAUUCAAUAGCCUUUUACUAUCAACAAUUUUCUGUCUAAUCUCAUUCGCCCUUCUUAUUGGUAUGUUUAUGGUACUUCGUCGUUACAAUGUGAUAUCAAAGCUUCGCUCAAGACGAAAAUUAAGUCCAGAUCCAUCGAAGGGAUCACUUGCCCGUUGCAUCCAACAAUAUGUGAUUAAUCCAAAUUAUUAUUCAAGUUCCCCUGAUGCAUCAUUUAGAAAAAUUUUGAAAAACAUUGAAAUACCAGCGACACAGAUUCGAUUCAUAAAAGAGAUUGGAGAAGGAUGUUUCGGUCGAGUUUAUAAAGGUGAAUAUCAGCCCAAUGAAGAUGAAAUCAUUCAAGUGGCGAUUAAAAUUCUGAAAGAAGGAGUUUCAAAUGAACUUCGAGCUGAUUUUGAACGUGAGGUUGAAAUACUGUCCAAUUUUCAACAUCCUAAUAUCGUCAAACUAAUUGGAGUGACCAAUGAAGAGCCAACACCUUCCAUGGUAUUUGAAUAUAUGGCACUCGGAGAUUUAACUGAAAUUUUAAGAAAAUGUGAUACCAAGAAAUUAAGAAAUAAACAACAACAACAACAACAAUCAGAAAACAAUCAAAUGACCAAUAUUCUUGGUAGUACCAAGUCUCUGACCGGAGCAACGACAACCUUGAUCAUGGAUUCAGGUUCAUCUGGUUCAACUAGAACAACAUUAUCACUUAUGAAUCAUGAAAUUUCAAAUCCAGAUUCAAUUGAGAUUAAACCAUUAUAUGAGGGAGAUCUAAUUUGGAUUGCGACACAAAUUGCAGCGGGAAUGUUAUACUUAUCAUCUCAGCAUUUUGUUCAUCGAGACCUGGCUACACGAAAUUGCCUUGUAACCCACAAUCUGACCGUUAAAAUAUCAGACUUUGGACUGUCCAGAGAUAUUUAUACCUGUGAUUAUUACAAGGUAAACGGAAGUAAAAUGCUUCCGGUUCGUUGGAUGUCACCUGAAAGUAUUAUUUAUGGUAAAUAUACAUUGGAAUCUGAUGUAUGGUCUUUCGGUGUCGUCCUUUGGGAAAUAUUUGCCUUUGGAAAGCAACCUUACUAUGGACAUUCAAAUGAUGAGGUUGUUAAGCUGAUUCUUCAGGGUAUUUUACUUAUUCCACCAGAAGAUUGUCCAGAAUUUAUUUAUAAGCUAAUGGCUGGCUGCUGGAAAACUGAACCAAAAGAUAGACUUAAUUUUGAUUCAAUUUAUCGAGAACUUGUUUCCAAUUGUUCACCUGAUAAACAAUUUAUCAUGGAGGAAAUCAAUUCAACCGGAACUGAGCCUGGAGAGUCACAAUCAAUUGUUGAUGAAAUAGUUAACAUUGAAAAUUACCUGAUGCCUGAAGAUCUGGUUGAAAUUGUCUAAUGACAAAUAAGCGAAAAAAGUACAACUUAAUCUACACUAGAGGAUUUGAGAUUCAUCAAUCAUGUAAAUUAUUCAAGAUCACAAUAGUUUCAUUCACUAAAUGAGCAACCAACCUAUUUGAUAAUCAAAUUCGUUCUGUCUUGAGUUGUAUUAUUUGGAUGAAUAAUCAAUAUCAAAGUUUUAAACUGUAAAAUUGUUGUUAUAUUUCAACUUGCUAUUAAAAAUAUCUCUGACCCGUAA
Molecule: messenger RNA, 2437 nt
Organism: Panonychus citri (citrus red mite)
Lineage: Eukaryota; Metazoa; Arthropoda; Arachnida; Trombidiformes; Tetranychidae
Product: muscle, skeletal receptor tyrosine protein kinase-like
Exons: 9
Coding region: 434-2197 (587 amino acids)
Biological process (GO): positive regulation of kinase activity; cell surface receptor protein tyrosine kinase signaling pathway; multicellular organism development
Cellular component (GO): signaling receptor complex; axon
Molecular function (GO): transmembrane receptor protein tyrosine kinase activity; ATP binding; neurotrophin binding
Source: RefSeq, a predicted model, not a curated record